GAAGGGUGAGGGGGGAAGGAUGGGGACCCGACAUAUACCGCUGCCUCGCCUGUACGAGCUCCUCCUCGGCAAAGAGCGCGACCGUUGGUCGCCGGAGGCCAGGUUCAUCGAAGCCGCCCACAAUGGCGACGUCGGCAAGAUCAAGAAGAUUGCAAAGGAGCUGGACGUGCAGGGGCGUGGGAUCCCGGCGACGGUGGCCAACACCACCUACAUGGGCAUGAACGCCCUCCACGCCGCCGCCGGCUGCGGCAGCUUCUCGGUCUUCGAGUAUCUCGUGGAGGAGGUCAAGAUGGAUGUCGACUUGCCCGACACCGCUCAGCAGUUUACACCCGUGGCACAUGCCAUCACCAAUGGCAACCUUCCUGCCGUCAAGUACCUCAUUGAUCAUGGCGCUGAUCUGCAUCAGCAACGUGCAAAGGGAAACAUCACUCUUCUUCAUGUAGCUGCAGUUCAUGGGUACUCUGAAAUAGUUAAGUUUCUUCUUGUGAGGGGAGCUGACGUCGAUGCAAUAUCAGAUCUUGGGACAGCACUCGCGGGUGCUGCCAUUAGAGGAUAUCCUAGUAUUGUCAAGACCCUUUUGGAGCACAAUGCAGAUCCCAACGAUGCUAGAUGUCAGUUUGGACCUUUAAGCAUGGCAUUACAAAAAUCUUCUGUAGCCCGUGUGAAGCUAUUGAUUCAGGGUGGAGCUAAUGUCAGUGGUGAUAGUCCUCGGGAUAAUCUUUUGGUAAAGGCUGCAGAGAAGGGCUUAACUGAAGCUAUCAAGUGCUUGUUGGAAGCUGGUGCAAACCCAAAUGUUCCGAACGCAUUUGGUAGACUGCCAAUAGAGUUGGCUGUUGAGUAUGAUACACGGGAAGAUGUUGAGAUUCUCUUUCCGUUCACCUCACCCAUUUCAACUGUGGAAAAUUGGAGCGUUGAUGGAAUCAUUAGUCAUGUGAAGAUGGAAAUCAAGCAACUAGAGGAUGACAAUUUUGUGAAAGAGAGGGUGUCUGACCUGAAACGACAAGCAGAUGAAGCAUUCAAAAAGCAGGAUUAUCUAAAUGCAUCAAUGCUCUACACACAGGCACUGAAGAUGGAUAACUUUGACGCCAAGUUGUUGUCAAACAGGAGCCUUUGCUGGCUUCGCAUGGGUGACGGACAAAGGGCUUUUGGUGAUGCAACUAAAUGCAAAAGGCUGCGUCCAAAGUGGGCAAAGGCGCACUAUCGACAAGGAGCAGCUCUAAUGUUCAUGAAGAAGUAUGCUGCUGCGUAUUCCGCACUCUCGCGCGCUUUAGAGUUGGACCCAGAAAGCGAAGAGACCGAGAAAUUAUUCUGGGAGGCGAUGGAGCUGAAGUGAUCUUGCCCUGCAUGCCGACUGCAGAGAGAUCUGAAGCUCACGCAGAAUCUCAAGCUCUGCUUUUUGUGUUGUUAGACUAAACAAAAAACCCACUAAACUUUGAAUUAUGCUACCUUAUGCUUUUAAUGUAGUAAUUCACUCAUGGCUGUAGCAGCAGCUUGGAGCAAACCAUGUUACUGGCUACUUAUUUUGAGUUGGUUUUGUGAAACUCAAAUCCUGUUUUGUUUGUAUGGCAACAAUGGAUGGUGAAUUUAAUUGGUUAUGCUAGAGUGAAAUGU
Molecule: messenger RNA, 1611 nt
Organism: Triticum dicoccoides
Lineage: Eukaryota; Viridiplantae; Streptophyta; Magnoliopsida; Poales; Poaceae
Product: poly [ADP-ribose] polymerase tankyrase-2-like
Exons: 12
Coding region: 20-1333 (437 amino acids)
Molecular function (GO): protein binding
Source: RefSeq, a predicted model, not a curated record